Molecule: messenger RNA, 1786 nt
Organism: Xenopus laevis (African clawed frog)
Lineage: Eukaryota; Metazoa; Chordata; Amphibia; Anura; Pipidae
Gene: ghitm.S
Product: growth hormone inducible transmembrane protein S homeolog
Cellular component (GO): membrane; mitochondrial inner membrane
Source: RefSeq, marked provisional
GGACGGUGAAGGAAAAAGAGUCUUGUCAUUAUUCUGUGUUCUGGUUCGCUGAGCCAAGAUGUUUGCAGCAAGGUUAGCCUGUAUGCGGAGCCUGCCUGUGUUGGCCUUCCGCCCAGCAAUAACUCACGGCUCUCCAUUCCUGAGAAAUUCUGCACUGAAAACAAACCAAUGUAUUUUGCAGCCUAACCAGGGUUAUGCAUCAAAAACCAGGUUUGGGUUGCGCCGUGUUAAGUCUGCCCGUGAACAAAUCAAAGAGGCUGCAUUUGAACCAUCAAUGGAUACAGCUGCUCGAUUUGACACAACCGGCAGGCUCAUAGUCGCAGGAGGUGCUGUGGUUGGCCUUGGUGCUCUUUGUUAUUAUGGACUGGGAAUGUCCAAUGAAAUUGGUGCCAUAGAUAAGGCUGUUAUUUGGCCUCAGUAUGUGAAAGAGAGAAUUCGAUCUACCUACAUGUAUUUUGCUGGCAGUAUUGGCCUCACAGCCCUCUCUGCUGUGGCGGUUAGUAGGUCACCUGCUCUUAUGAGCUUGAUGAUGAGAGGCUCCUGGCUGGCAAUUGGUGCAACUUUUGCUGCAAUGAUUGGAGCUGGGAUGUUGGUUCGUUCUAUAUCCUAUGAUCAAAGCCCGGGAGCUAAACAUCUUGCAUGGAUGUUGCAUGCAGGAGUGAUGGGGGCAGUGGUUGCUCCAUUGACUUUGCUUGGUGGCCCUCUGCUGAUUAGAGCUGCUUGGUACACAGCUGGAAUUGUUGGAGGUCUUUCCACUGUGGCUAUGUGUGCACCAAGUGAGAAGUUUCUAAAUAUGGGAGGGCCUCUUGGUGUUGGUCUGGGACUUGUCCUUGCUUCCUCCAUAGGGAGUGCGUUUCUUCCUCCAACUUCUGCUUUUGGCGCUGGCCUUUACUCCAUUGCCAUUUAUGGGGGCUUAGUACUUUUUGGCAUGUUUCUUCUAUAUGAUACCCAGAAAGUCAUCAAACGAGCUGAGACCACUCCAAUGUAUGGUGUAGCAAAAUUUGACCCCAUAAAUUCGUGCUUGGGAAUUUACACUGACACACUAAAUAUCUUUAUACGUGUAGCAAUGAUGCUGGCUGGAGGUGGAAACAGACGAAAAUAAAUCGGUGCUCUGUUAUCAUGUUAUAAUAAUUGUUUGCUCCAAUCACUUUACCCUCCUCCUGGAUGAUAAAAACAUACUGCUUAAACAACAAAAUUAUGCUUCCAAUGGGGCUGCUGAAUAUUUUCUAAACUCUCCAGACAACACUGUGUACUAUGUUCUAAGAUCAAAGCAAAGUAUAGUUCAGAAGCAUCUACCUUUACUUUAGUAACAGAUAUGUUUAUACUUCUCUUGGAGUACCCCUUACAAACAGACAACUAAGGGUAAAUAGGUGCCUGGACAUUUUAUGUUAAUCAAAUAUUGGGAAUUAUUAUCUUGUAGUAUAUUUAAAGCUGGAGCUGUUAAAACAUUGCAAAGAAAAUAACCUGCAUGUCUAAAAUAGUCUUUCAUGCAAUUGCAAAGCUUGUAACAGUUCUAGAGGGAAAAAUAGUCUAAUUUAAUGCUAGUAUUUACACCUGCACAACACAGAACAAACAUAUUUACUUUUCAAAUUUGUUCCCUAAAAUUUGCCAUAGAGAAACUUAAAAAGCAAACUAUUUUUUCCAAGUUCUACAGAUCUUGUUUGACCCCCUAUUAGUUUAAAAUCAGUGUAGAGGAGUGUGAUUAUACAAUGCUCUGUGUCAUAAUUUGAGAUGUUAUUUGUAUUUUUUUGUUAUAUAUUAAAUAAACUAUUAUUUUGUGAAUUUA